This is a messenger RNA of Arabidopsis thaliana (thale cress), 1068 nucleotides long. RefSeq names its product nodulin MtN21 /EamA-like transporter family protein (gene UMAMIT24). The record is from RefSeq and is marked reviewed. Gene Ontology annotation, cellular component: membrane. Gene Ontology annotation, molecular function: transmembrane transporter activity. The coding region runs from base 1 to 1068 and encodes 355 amino acids. Gene Ontology annotation, biological process: transmembrane transport. The transcript has 7 exons. NCBI's taxonomy places the organism in Eukaryota, Viridiplantae, Streptophyta, Magnoliopsida, Brassicales, Brassicaceae.
AUGAAGAGUGUAGUUGCAAUGGUGGCGGUUCAGUUUAUCUUCGCCGGGAUGUUCAUUUUGUUUAAGAUAACGGUCGACGAUGGUACGAAUCUCAAAGUUCUUGUAGCGUAUCGUCUGUCCUUUGCUACUAUUUUCAUGCUUCCCCUUGCCCUCAUCUUCCAAAGGAAGAAGCGGCCAGAAUUUACAUGGAGGCUGCUCUUACUAGCAUUUGUUUCGGGGUUGCUCGGAGCGGCGAUACCAAAUAUUCUCUACUUGCCGGGUAUGGCUCGAACAUCAGCGACAUUUUCAGCUGCAAGCAGCAUAAUUAGCCCAUUGAUCACCUUGGUGUUGGGUUUGGUGUUUAGGAUGGAGACUCUACGGCUGGGAUCGAACGAAGGGAGGGCCAAGCUAGUGGGGACGCUGCUUGGUGCAUGUGGAGCCCUCGUGUUUGUAUUCUACAAAGGUAUUGAGAUUCAUAUCUGGUCAACACACGUUGACUUACUCAAAGGCUCGCAUACUGGUCGAGCCACUACGAACCACCACGUCUCAAUCUUAGGGGUUCUUAUGGUUCUUGGCAGUAACGUUUCCACCUCACUUUGGUUACUAUUGCAGGCAAAAAUAGGCAAGGAACUUGGAGGACUUUAUUGGAACACAAGUUUGAUGAAUGGGGUGGGAAGUUUGGUGUGCGUGAUUAUUGCUCUCUGUUCGGAUCAUGACUGGGAGCAAUGGCAAUUAGGAUGGGAUAUUAACCUCUUAGCUACGCUUUAUUCGGGAAUCGUGGUUUCGGGAAUGGUCGUGCCUCUUGUUGCAUGGUGCAUCGCAACAAAAGGACCAUUAUUUGUUACUGUCUUUAGCCCUAUAAGGCUGGUGAUCGUAGCCCUAAUAGGAUCAUUUGCUUUAGAGGAACCCCUGCAUUUGGGAAGUAUAAUCGGUGCCAUGAUAAUGGUGGGAGGAGUAUACCUAGUGGUAUGGUGUAAAAUGAAGGAAAAAAAGAGUGCGUCUACGACUUCGGACCAUAUUGAAACAAAUAAGAAUAACAAAGAACUGGACCUUGGCAAUCUUUCAUCAGUAAAUAGAGAUGUCCCCUGA